This is a messenger RNA of Quercus lobata, 1200 nucleotides long. Its product is annotated as UPF0481 protein At3g47200-like. The record is from RefSeq and is a predicted model, not a curated record. NCBI's taxonomy places the organism in Eukaryota, Viridiplantae, Streptophyta, Magnoliopsida, Fagales, Fagaceae. The transcript has 2 exons. Bases 1 to 1200 code for a protein of 399 amino acids.
AUGGAAAUGCUGAAACUAAGAUAUCUCAGGGAACUUUGCUAUCGUACUGGGAAAGACCACAAGGAUAUUGCAAGUGUUAUUGAAGCAAAUGAACUAAAGAUCCGUCGUUGUUCCGAUGAGAUUUUUGAUAUUAGCAGCGAAGAUUUCGUGAAAAUGGUUCUAUUGGAUUCUGCAUUUAUCAUUGAGCACUUCUUGAAGUCUACUGCGUGUAGAGAAAAUGAAAGCAAUGGGAGAGAAGAUAGAAACGAUUGUAUAACGAGUACACCAUUGCUGAGGAAGCACAUAACACAAGACUUGCUAUUACUUGAGAAUCAACUUCCAUUUUUUAUUCUUGACGACUAUGCAUGCUCUGUUGGAGAUACUCUUAUGCUUGUAAGUAAGUACCUUUUUCCCAAUAUCGAGGAGAAAGAAACAAUCAUUGAUGAGAAGGAAUUAGAAAUAAAACAUUUUACUGAUUUGAUGAGACAUUUCUACUAUCCAACCAAUUUUGUAAAGACUGGACGACCUAUUGAAACUCUUUAUAAUGCAAAAAAGCUAGAUGAGGCAGGAGUGGUAUUCAAAAGGGCUGAAGGGAGAAGACGGUUACUCGACAUAAAUUUCAAGAAAAGUAAGCUUACGGAAAUAUUUCCUUGCUUCACUUGCUCAUGGCUCUUGCAUUGCUUACCGUGCUUGGACUACUUUCCAUGCUUGGUGAAUACGCAAACUUUCUUAGAAGUCCCAUGCUUGGAGGUACAUGAUGAAACUGAAGGCAUUUUCCGAAGCCUCAUGGCACUGGAGCUGUGUCAUUAUCCAUUUAAAACUUACAUAUGCAAUUAUAUAGUGCUAUUGGAUUUUCUUAUCAACACUAGAGAUGAUGUGGAGCUGCUUGUUGAGAGAGGGAUUAUUGUUAAUAAGUUAGGCAGCAACAAAGCAGUUGCCUCUAUGGUUAACAAACUUGGCCUAGAAAUAGAGCAAAAUACAUCCUGUUACCAUGAACUCGCUCAACAGCUGAAUGACUACUAUGACAACGAUUGUAACCGUAAUAUGGGAUCCUUGAGAACAAUAUAUUUUGGUGAUAUUUGGAGAGGCUGCAACUUUUAUUGGGGUCAUAGUCCUGCUUGUAACUUUCUUGAAUUUCUUAAGGCCUUUUGUCCUCAAGAAUAUUUAAGAAUUUUCUUUGUGAUUUUAUCAAAUAGUUGGAAGAUUGGCAAUUGCUUGUAG